Molecule: messenger RNA, 1958 nt
Organism: Thrips palmi
Lineage: Eukaryota; Metazoa; Arthropoda; Insecta; Thysanoptera; Thripidae
Product: serine/threonine/tyrosine-interacting protein B-like
Exons: 4
Coding region: 142-843 (233 amino acids)
Biological process (GO): protein dephosphorylation; regulation of ERK1 and ERK2 cascade; negative regulation of protein binding
Cellular component (GO): nucleoplasm; cytoplasm
Molecular function (GO): F-box domain binding; protein tyrosine/serine/threonine phosphatase activity
Source: RefSeq, a predicted model, not a curated record
CGGCAACAAUUUAAGCGGCGUCUGCUUGGCCCCCAGCAAGACGUGCCAUUGUUUUUCGUGUUGUUGUUUAUGGUGUAUAUGCUGUAUGACUUUUCUUGAAUUAUUUAUUUCAGAAGUUUCAUCCGUGUUAGUUCGUCUUUUAUGAUGAUAAGCCACUCCACAAGAAUGACGGAUGACGAUGAAUCUUUUGGCAAUGAAGAGGAACUUGACGGAGGACGGGAAAGCCCAGUGGCAGGUCAACUGCACUUCCCCUCGGUUCCGUCUUCAGGCCUGAAAGAAUGGACCUACGACAUGCGCCGCAGUAUGCAAGAAAUUGUACCUGGCCUGUUCCUUGGUCCCUAUUCGUCGGCCAAGCCUGCCAAGCCUGAUUAUUUGUUGUCAAAUGGAAUUACACACAUAAUUUGUGUUCGUUGUACUAUGGAAGCCAAAAUAGUUCGACCUAGAUUUCCUGACAGAUUCAGUUACCUUGUUCUGGACAUCGCCGAUUGUCCCACUGAGAAUAUUAUUCAACAUUUUCGGGCAGUGCGGGAUUUUAUCAAUGAAUCUCAUGAGAGAGGUGGUAAAACAUUGAUACAUGGAAAUGCUGGAAUUUCUCGUAGUGCUGCUCUUACAAUUGCGUUUGUCAUGGAGAAAUAUGGACUUACCUACAAGAAAGCAUAUGACUUAUUGCAAACAAAACGGUUCUGUGUUAACCCCAAUGAGGGAUUUGCUCAACAGUUGAUGGCUUUUGAAUCAAUCUAUCUUGCGAAUCUGACAUGUUUGGGUUCAAACUCAGAUCGCAGUCUGAAGCGAAAUUUUGAAGAUAUUGACAGAAGUAUGGAAAGGAUGGAUACAGAUUCGUAAAGUAGUCGGACAUUUAACAGAAUGUAGGCUUGAUUCACCAUAUUUGUUUUUGACAAGAGUGAUGCUGCGAAAAAUCUUUAUAGAUCUUUUAUGAUUCACUUUUCUUUUUUUACAAUGAUGUAUUUAUUCAUGGUCUGUCACAGUUCAUGUUAAAGAAAGUAGGGAGGAAUUGUCACUUGUUGCCUUUUUUAUUAGUAAGAUUUCCAUUAACUGUGAUAUUGUUAUUACAGUUUUUGAUGUUUUAUGUGGUGUAUUUAGGUAGAUCAGACUAAGGCUCAUUGAUUAGUUUUGGUACUUACACCCAAGUACUUAUUUGUUAAGCAACCUGAGAAACCUAUUCUCCAUUUGGGUACUUUGAUGUAGGUUUAAGGACUUCUUACAAGACUGAAAAACCAAUGGGAACACAGGGCACGAAUCUGAAACAUUUUUGUAAGCUGUUUCCCUUUCUUACUAUUUAAAAGAUGUAGGAGAUAAAUUAUGUUUUGGUUUCCUUUUUAUUAUUUGGCCUUAUGCAAAAUAAACACCAUACAAAAGUUAUGUUAAAUUAAUGGUUUGGUUAUAAACGCUCAGUUUUUAGAAUCUCUGUUCAUUUGACAGUGAUAUUAAUCUCCCAAAGUUUAGCUAAGCAAAGUUAUUGAUUCAUAAGUGAGCAUUGAAAUGUGCUGUGAAAUUGAUACCAAAUUGUGCUUGUACCUUUGACCACUAGAGGUCCAAGUUGAUUGUUUUGAAUAAUUUAGUUUGUAGCAAUUGUUGAUUCUUCACACUGACACGAGGUAUCUUUUUGACCAUUUAUUCUUCACAAGCUGAUGUUUGUUUCAAAUAUCUUAUUGCAUUGAGUGGGUUUGCAGUCUUAAAAAUCUAAUGUCAUAUGCAGUGUGUUAUUAACACAUGACGCAAGUGUCUUUUUGUGUUACACAUUUCUUUGGCACUAUCCAGUACUAUCCUAAACGUUUUUCUAGUGGUUUUAAUUUGUUUUGUUCUGGAGUGCUGUAGUUAUCUCUACACCAAAAUAGUGCAAAUUGUGCUUAGGUAUUCACUUUGUGAUGACAACUGUGAAAUUGUCAAAGUUACUUUAUGUUAACAAGGAUGUCAAUUAUAAGUCAAAGUAGUUUUAA